AAGAAUAACCACUUGCUUACUACAGCAGCAUCGGCCCAUACCCACCAGGAUAUCUUGCACAAACAGCGCCGCAAGUCCUGUAUAUACAGUCCCGAAGCUGUCUUCUAGGUGAGCACUAGAUUCCUGCCCCUGGACUCACCAAUAACCAUUGCCGUCUGAUAACCCGAUUUGGUUCAGAGAUCUCGACAGACAUCUCUCGCAUAGAUACUAGUCCCCAAUCUGCAGUACAUGGAACCCCCAGCGCCGACCAUGUCAUCCUCCACCAGAAAGACGCCAGCGACCACGCCACGUCAGACCAUGCAAGGUCAUACCGACUGGGUAACAGGUGUUGUCCAUCUGCCCAGCGGAAGACGCAUAAUCACAUGUUCAGCGGACGGCUCACUCCGACUAUGGGACCUAGAGCGCGGCGCACAGAUAGGUGAGGACUGGCGAGAGGAUGGACUAGGAAUGCGGUCCAUGGCAUUGUCUCCAAACCACAAGACAGUUGCAAGUGGAAGCGAUAACGGGACAGUGAGGUUGUGGGAUGUCGAGACGAGGAAGGUGAUCUCCAAAUGGACGGGACACGCCAAAGUCGUGUGUGCAUUGUGCUGGAGUGCGGAUGGUGAGCGAGUAGCGAGUGGAUCCUGGGAUGGGACAGCACGAGUCUGGGAUGUCGAGAGCGGCAAAACUAUCCUGAAAAUCAAAACCGGACACGAGUGGGCGAUCGCAGUGAUGUACUCCCCUGAUAACGAAUACAUUGCAACGGGCGGAGACAACAAGGAUGCAGUCAAGAUCUGGAAUGCGAAGACGGGCAAACUGACCACCACACUCAAACAUGAUAACUAUGUUCGGAGCUUAACCUGGACGUCGGACGGAAAGAAGCUUAUCUCCGGUUCAUAUAACCCGAUUAGGAUAUUCGACACAGCCACUUGGCAGCAGAUUGCCAUUCUUGAGGGUCACACACAUGGUGUCAGAGCCUUAUCCUUGUCUCCCAACAACCGCCUCCUUGCAAGUGUGUCAUAUGAUAAAACAGCGCGCCUAUGGAAUCUUGAUACAAAUCUCCCGAUCGGAUCACCCCUCCAGCAUGAAGAUGGUUUGGAGUCCGCGGCCCUUUCUGCUGACGGAACAGUGCUAGUCACUGGUUGCAAAAACGGAAAUGUGUACACAUGGGACAUUCAUGCCAUCCUCAAAGAAUCUGGCCUGGAAGACCUACUGUCCACUGGUACAAAUAAUGCACCAAAUGACGGACUCGAACAGAAGGCAUCUCAAGGCAAGUUAGCAAUAGAGCGAACCCCCCGCUCUUCGCUAAGUGACAAGUCAUUUUUGGAAGCUGAUGCUACGCGAUGUCACAACGAGUCCGGGGGUCAUGUCGAUGAUCUCCCACCUGGGUUUUUUGACAGCAUGGAGGCCGAAGUUCACCCCUCCCAAACGGGUGGUGCCCACCCUCAUUCUUAUGCAAGUGCACUCCUCGCUCGUCUUUCCUCGCUCCUCUACCGCUUUCGGCACGACAAUGAUGAAGCGACCGAAUUUCCACAACCCCCGACGCCUUCGAGGUUACAUCUACAUGUGCUCCUCGCUCGCCUGUCCUCACUCAUUCACCGUUCUCCACCUGAAAUCAAUGAAAACGAUGCAGCAGGUGAACUUCAGCCACCAUCUACGCCUUCACGGUUAGAUCCACAUGCGCUCCUCGCUCGACUGUCCUCGCUUCUUCCCCGCUCUCGCCUCAACACCGAAGAAGAAACCGAACCUCAUCCCACAACACAUUCGGGUUCACGUUCAAGUACACUCAUCGAUCGUCUAUCCUCACUCUUCCACACCGGCGAAGCAACCGAACCUCAGCAACCCCCAACACCCUCGGGGUCACGUGCAGGUGCAAUCAUUAGUAGCUUUUCCUCGCUCUUCCGCUCUUCACCCAACGCCGAUGAAGUAGUCGAACUCCAGCAAUGGCCAAGGCAAAUCACCUCCUCUCAUUGCAGUCCUCAUGUUGUCGAAGUCGCUGCGCAACGAGACAAGAAGGCAUUGUAUGUUGCUCGCCGACCGAAAACAGCUAGCGAAAAUGCGAAACGCAUCAAGAAUCCCAAACCGUGGGAGCGUCUCAACGAGUUGACCCUGUUCAUUCUCGACCGAUUUACAGUCAUUUUAGGGUUCUUGAAGACCCAGAAGAUGAGCACUGCAAGUUCUGGCGGGUACAGCAUCGGGUGACGGCAUGCCGCACAGCCUGCAAAACAUGCUGAAGGAUUUGACGAUAUCGAGUUAGAAAGUAGGCCGGAAAAAACAUCAAAGUAGAGAGGAAAUGCGGCUCCCAUCGAACUUUGUCGCCAUCUUGGAGUCCCUUACAUAUAAGGUACACACAGUGUCGGUCGCAUACCUGAGUGCUUCGUCUACACAGCAAUGCAGCUGUAAAGCCAAGACAAGGAUGACGCAUGGGGUGUGCCUUAAAAGACAGCCGAACGAGCGUCCAACUUCCUCUUCUCCCAACUAGACAUCCAUCAAUAUUGAGCACUGGGCUCGUCUGAGCGGUGCCUCUCGUGAGUGAUACUGUAGGCUCUUCUACAAGUUAAAG
This is a messenger RNA of Suillus clintonianus, 2542 nucleotides long. RefSeq names its product WD40-repeat-containing domain protein. Gene Ontology annotation, molecular function: protein binding. The record is from RefSeq and is a predicted model, not a curated record. Lineage: Eukaryota; Fungi; Basidiomycota; Agaricomycetes; Boletales; Suillaceae. The coding region runs from base 229 to 2181 and encodes 650 amino acids. The transcript is spliced from 8 exons.